CGGCGCUCCCUGGGCGGCCGGAAACCCCGGCACCUGGAUCUCGCGGCCUGGCGUGUUCUGGGCAUGCUCAGUGGCCUAGCAGGUGGGGCAGCCGCGGGACUCCUGGGCCUGCGGGGAGCUGAGGGGCGGGUGAGAGAGGAAAGUGGGCGGGAAGCCUCAGGACUCGUCGCUGGAGUGGCCGGCAGCUGCCGGGCGCCGUCUGGGGGGGACCCUGCGCGGGCCGGUCGGGAUGAGCCAUGGCAUCGGUCAAGGUGGCCGUGAGGGUCCGGCCCAUGAAUCGCAGGGAAAAGGACUUGGAGGCCAAGUUCAUUAUUCAAAUGGAGAAAAGCAAAACAACAAUCACAAACUUAAAGAUACCGGAAGGAGGGACUGGAGAUUCAGGAAGAGAACGGACCAAGACCUUCACCUAUGACUUCUCUUUUUAUUCUGCUGAUACAAAAAGUCCAGAUUAUGUCUCACAAGAAAUGGUCUUCAAAACCCUGGGCACAGAUGUUGUGAAAUCCGCAUUUGAAGGUUAUAAUGCUUGUGUCUUUGCAUAUGGGCAGACUGGAUCUGGGAAGUCCUACACCAUGAUGGGCAGCUCUGGUGACUCUGGCCUAAUACCUCGCAUCUGUGAGGGACUCUUCAGUCGGAUAAAUGAAACCACCCGAUGGGAUGAAGCAUCGUUCCGAACGGAAGUCAGCUAUUUAGAAAUUUACAAUGAACGGGUGAGAGAUCUGCUUAGGCGGAAGUCAUCUAAAACCUUCAAUUUAAGAGUCCGGGAGCAUCCCAAAGAAGGCCCUUAUGUUGAAGAUUUAUCCAAACAUCUGGUACAGAAUUACAGCGAUGUGGAAGAACUUAUGGAGGCAGGAAAUAUCAAUCGUACCACGGCUGCAACUGGCAUGAAUGAUGUCAGCAGCAGGUCUCAUGCCAUUUUCACGAUCAAGUUCACUCAGGCAAAAUUUGACUCUGAAAUGCCGUGUGAAACAGUGAGCAAGAUCCACUUAGUUGAUCUGGCUGGAAGCGAGCGCGCGGAUGCUACCGGUGCCACCGGGGUUAGGCUGAAGGAAGGGGGAAACAUUAACAAGUCCCUCGUGACUCUGGGGAACGUCAUUUCUGCCUUAGCUGAUCUAUCUCAGGAUGCAGCAAACUCUCUUGUGAAAAAGAAGCAAGUCUUCGUGCCUUACAGGGAUUCUGUUUUGACUUGGUUGCUGAAAGAUAGCCUUGGAGGAAACUCUAAAACCAUCAUGAUUGCCACCAUUUCACCUGCUGAUGUCAAUUACGGAGAAACCCUGAGUACUCUUCGCUAUGCAAAUAGAGCCAAAAACAUCAUCAACAAGCCUACCAUUAAUGAGGAUGCCAACGUCAAGCUCAUCCGUGAACUGCGAGCUGAAAUCGCCAGGCUGAAAAUGUUGCUUGCUCAAGGGAAUCAGAUUGCUCUGCUGGACUCCCCCACAGCUCUAAGUAUGGAGGAAAAACUUCAGCAGAAUGAAGCAAGAGUUCAAGAGUUGACCAAGGAAUGGACAAACAAAUGGAACGAAACUCAAAAUAUUUUGAAAGAACAAACCCUAGCCCUUAGAAAAGAAGGGAUUGGAGUUGUUUUGGAUUCUGAACUCCCACAUUUGAUUGGCAUUGAUGAUGACCUUCUGAGCACUGGAAUCAUCCUAUAUCACUUGAAGGAAGGUCAGACAUAUGUCGGUAGAGAAGAUGCUUCAACCGAGCAAGAUAUUGUUCUCCAUGGCCUUGACUUGGAGAGCGAGCACUGCAUCUUUGAGAAUGCUGGGGGCGUCGUGACUCUCACCCCACUGAGGGGGUCUCAGUGCUCCGUCAAUGGUGUCCAGAUCACAGAGGCCACGCACCUAAAUCAAGGUGCCGUGAUACUCUUGGGCAGAACUAAUAUGUUUCGGUUUAAUCAUCCAAAGGAGGCUGCCAAACUCAGGGAGAAGAGAAAGAGUGGCCUUCUGUCCUCCUUCAGCUUGUCCAUGACCGACUUCUCCAAGUCCCGUGAGAACCUGUCCGCCGUUAUGUUGUAUAAUCCCGGUCUUUUACCUAUAAAAGGACCCAUCUGUCUAAGACUUGAAUUUGAAAGGCAACAGCGUGAAGAACUGGAGAAAUUAGAAAGUAAAAGGAAACUCAUAGAAGAAAUGGAAGAAAAGCAGAAAUCAGACAAGGCCGAGCUGGAGCGAAUGCAGCAGGAGGUGGAGACCCAGCGCAAGGAGACGGAGAUCGUGCAGCGUCAGAUUCGCAAGCAGGAGGAGAGCCUCAAGCGGCGCAGCUUCCACAUUGAGAACAGGCUCAAGGAUCUGCUCGCCGAGAAGGAGAAGUUCGAAGAGGAGAGGCUCCGGGAGCAGCAGGAGAUGGAGCUGCAGAAGAAGAAGCAAGAAGAAGAGGGCCUUCUCCGCCUCAGGGCGGAGCUGCAGAGGCUGCAAGAACUCAACAACAGCGAGAAGCUUCAGCUGUUUCAAGAGCUGGACCAGCUCCAGAGGGCAAAAGAUGAGCAGCGUGCCAAGCUGGAACUGGAAAAGAGGAGGCUGGAGGAGCAAGAGAGGGAGGAGACCUUGCUUGUGGCCCACCUCGAGGAACAGCUGCGAGAGAAGCAGGAGAUGACCCAGCUGCUGCGGCUUGGCGAGGUGCAGCGGGCGGAGGAGGAGAAGAAGGACCUGGAGGAAAUCCGGGAGGCCCUCUUGCGCGUGAGGGAGGCCGGGGCCGGAGGCGACGGCGAGGAGGAGCUGGAGAAGGCCCAGCUGCGCUUCUUGGAUUUCAAGAGAAGGCAGCUGGUCAAGCUGGCGAAUUUGGAGAAAGACCUAGCCCAGCGGCAAGACCUGCUUAGGAAAGAAGUUGAGGAGGACCAGGAAAUCCUGGGGCAUUUAAAAAGGGUACAUGAUGAUGAAGAGUCAAGAGUGUGGGCAGAAAGUGACGAGAGGGCGGCAAAGGUCUCCCACGCAGCUCCAGAUUUAGAGAAAAUAAAGCCAGUGGAGAGCAGGUUGCAAUAUAAGGAACGCCAGCUGCAGUACCUCCUGCAGAACCAUUUGCCAGCGCUGUUGGAUGAAAAGCAGAGAGCGUUUGAAAUCCUCGACAGAGGCGUGCUGGGCUUGGACACCAUUCUUUAUCAAGUCGAGAAAGAGAUGGAGGAGAAAGAAGACCAGCUCGCCCGAUACCAAGCCAGCACCAGCCAGCUGCAGAGGCUCCAAGCCACCUUUGAGUUCACGGCCAACGUGGCCCGGCAGGAGGAGAAAGUGAGAAGCAAGGAAAAGGAGAUUCUGGCUUCCCAGGAGAAGCAGCAGAAAGAGGCGUUGGAACGGGCUCUGGCCAAGCUGGAGAGGAGGCACUCGGCCCUGCGGAGGCGCUCUGCACUGGGUGUGGAAAUCCAAGAACAGAAGCAGAAGCUUGCCACCCUGCAGGACAGCACAGAGCAAGCCGGGCUCCACGCCGGCCUGCAGGCAACAGAGCAACAGGCCCUGGAGAAGGACCGUGAGAGAAUAGAGCAUGAAAUCCAAAAGCUGAAGGAAAAGAUCUGUGAGGUCGAUGGUGCCCAAAGAGAUCAUCCUGGGGUGCUGGAGAGGAAGGCUGCUGCUGCCGACUCGCCAUCCAGUGCUGAAAAACCACACCUGAUGCCCCUGAUGGAUGCCAGGAUCAAUGCUUACAUCGAAGAAGAAGUUCAAAGGCGUCUUCAGGAUCUUCAUCGUGGGCUGAGUGAGGACAGCGCCACCCCUGUGGAUGUGAGGAAGGAUAAUGAGAAACUUCACAAUGGCACCAUUCAACGUAAGCUAAAAUAUGAGAACAAGCAGUCUUGGCUGGCACGGUGUCUUGCCCCACCUCUGUCCACAGAAGCCAUCGGUGCCCCCUGCAUCCUCAGAGAUGCAAGGAAGGAGGUGGACCCGAGCAACUACUGCAGUCGUCCCAUGAUGCAGAGCACCUCAGAUUCUGAAACUUCCUCCUCAGCAUCACGAGAGAGAGCUUGGCAGCCCAGAGAUCAGCCCCUGGUCCCUGAGGUGCUACGGGACAGGGCACGCCAAUAUCUCCCUCCUGGACAUGCUGGCCUUUUUGAACCCAAGCAUUUGCAUCCAUCUGUACUCUCUGUUCUCAGCAAAGGCAACACCAGUGAUGCUGAAGCUGUUCAGGGAAAGGCAGAACAUUUCAGCAAGCUGGUGUCUCAUCAAGAAGGACCCAGCCUGGGUGUUGAGUCCGGCUGGACUUGGCUGCACCAUGCAUCCCAGGAAGUGUCUCUAAAUGGUGGGAACCUGCAGGCCAAGCAGAGCAAACUGCUCUGCUUUAUUCUCUCAGAGAACAUCUCUCAGGAGGAGGUGGCAACUGCCAGUCCUCCUGGGAGCACAGCAGCCCCCAGCUGUCAUGAGCAGCAGGAUGAGAAAGAGUUGGCUGCUGCAAACAUUAGCUCUUCUGAGUCACUGACAAAUAUUGGGACAGAAGGGAAGUAUGGACUGGGGUAUUUUUACCACAAGUUCUCAGACCUUUAUAAAGGUACCAGCCAUCAGCUGUUACAGGCUGGCACAAAGGUGAUGCACCAAGCCAGGCAUGUGGGCAACUUAUGGGACUCAAGUGGGCUCACUUCCCACGUGAGGACUUUAAUCAGAAACCUGCCAAUUAUGAAGCACUUACCCAUGGACGUGCCCUCGAAGCUAUAUGCGGUGGCAGCAUUAGGAGCUGAUGCUUUCCCCAAAGCUCAGGUUGUCAAUAAUGGUGAAGAGGCAGGGAGCCCAAGGCAGGCAGAGAGCAGUGUGUCCCACUUAGCCUUUGUAGCUUCAGAAUUGCCUGGUGAAUCACCCAGCUCAGUUUUCUGCCUUGGACAUGACAGUGCUAGGAAGUGUUGUGCAUAUAAGCAGACCCUUGUGCAAUUCCCAGACCCAAUGAUGCACCUUCAAGAGCGCCCUGUAACAGACUUAGUUGAACACAUGUCUCAUUGCCUCCCGGAACCUCUGGGAGGUGUGAGUGAAGUCAGAGGCAUUUACUGGCUUGCUGUUGCUAACUGCACGAAACCCGAUCCCCAGCCAGCGUGCCUGCUCCUGCUUUCCUCAGCCUUGAUUGCUUUGGUUCUGGUGGAUAAUCACCCAGGCACCAUGACCGUUUUUCACACUCUUCCUUUCUCUGGAUUACGGGAGAUUCAAGUUGGCUUUGGUGGACAGAGUGUCCGGUGCCUAGGCUCUACUACAGAUCUCUUGCUCACAGUGUUGAGUUACAGCAAACACCUCUCUCAGCAGCUGUGCCGUGACCUCCUGAGCGUCCUGACCCCAGAGUCUGAAGCAGUGGCUUGUGCCAGCCAUCCUUUGCUCCAGCAAGAUCUGGUUCAGCUCUCCCUCGAUUGGAAAGCAGAAAUCCCUGAUUUAGUUUUGGCAAAUGGCAUUCAGUUUUCUUCCAAGUUCCAGACAACCAUGGUGGAUAUGAUUUACUUUCUUCACGGAAACAUGGACACCAGCAUCCCCUCCCUGGCAGAGGUGCAGUUGCUGCUGUACACCACGGUCAGGGCGGAAGGGCAGCCUGGCCAUGGCUGCAGCUCGCUGCUGCUGCUCAACACCCACAUUGCACUCAUGAACGAAGAUUGCGUUUUCUACCCACCCUCCCGGUCCCUCAACAUGUCUCCUCCACGCUCACAGUUUGAUGUAAUCAAAUGCCGUGCUUUAAGUGAGUUCAGAUGUGUUGUUGUUCCAGAGAAGAAGAAUGUCUUGAGAGUAGAACUGAUCUUCUCACAAAAACUUGGACUUACCUCGGGUACCAGGGAGAGUCGAGAGGCUAUGCACAUCCAUUUGCAUCCUUGGGGUCAUCAGAAUGAGGCACCUGAUGUCUGGACAAUAACAUUCAAUUCUGAAGAUGAGGCUGUUUGGCUCAUCUCAUACCUGACCAGAUCCUAGGGAGAAGACCAGGUGUUGGAGAUGCACUACGUAUAUUUUUAAAAA
Ochotona princeps (American pika) is the source of this 5888-nucleotide messenger RNA. RefSeq names its product kinesin family member 16B (gene KIF16B). NCBI's taxonomy places the organism in Eukaryota, Metazoa, Chordata, Mammalia, Lagomorpha, Ochotonidae. Gene Ontology annotation, molecular function: microtubule binding; phosphatidylinositol binding; microtubule motor activity. Bases 237 to 5843 code for a protein of 1868 amino acids. The transcript is spliced from 24 exons. The record is from RefSeq and is a predicted model, not a curated record. Gene Ontology annotation, biological process: microtubule-based movement.